Messenger RNA from Danio rerio (zebrafish), 3944 nucleotides. Lineage: Eukaryota; Metazoa; Chordata; Actinopteri; Cypriniformes; Danionidae. The record is from RefSeq and is a predicted model, not a curated record.
GCGUCUCACUUUACUCCUCAGCCUUGGAAAACUCAGAGAGCUCAAUUAAAAGACCAUGUCCGCCAUCGAGCGUCUACAGUCCUCGGUGUCCUUAUAUAAACCAAAUUCUCCAUGAAAUAGCAUUAUCCCGUGGCCUCGACAAUGGCCAGUUCGGGUGCCGUUCAGGUGAAACUGGAACUCGGCCAUCGUGCCCAGGUCCGAAAGAAACCCACCGUUGAAGGUUUUACGCACGACUGGAUGGUGUUUGUCCGCGGACCGGAGCACAGCAACAUUCAGCAUUUUGUUGAGAAAGUCGUCUUUCAUCUACACGAAAGUUUCCCGAGACCAAAAAGAGUGUGCAAAGAUCCACCAUAUAAAGUUGAAGAGUCUGGAUACGCUGGCUUUAUCUUGCCUAUUGAAGUUUACUUUAAAAAUAAGGAAGAACCCAAAAAAGUGCGCUUCGACUACGAUCUGUUCCUGCAUCUGGAGGGUCACCCGCCUGUCAAUCACCUGCGCUGUGAAAAACUCACCUUCAACAACCCCACGGAAGAGUUUCGCAGGAAGCUGCUCAAGGCCGGAGGGCAACGGGAUCCUCACAAAAGAUCUUCAGAGGACUCAAAGGUAAUGGUAAUGCAGGAAGGCUCCACUUCUUUGUUCGGGCCACAUCUGAAGCUGCCCACAUUACCCAGCAGCUCAUUAACAUUGACCUUCUCUGAUGCCAAAAAGAGCAAGUCGUUCCCAGGGUCAAAGGACGGCUCCAAAAGCAGCAGUGCUCUUACAACUACCAACAACAUCAGCAGCAGCUCCCUCAAGCUCCACAAACCACCCAAGGACCACAAAGACCACAAGGAUAAGCCUUCUAAAGACUCAAAAGAGUCCAAAAGUGCCUUCAGAGAUUUCAGCAAGGACUCUGGAAAACUCUCUAAAGAUUCCAAAAAACCCAAAGAGAAUCAACCAAUUCAGGAAGAUCGGCCUAUUCCUCAAAUGGGGUUCAAGGAGCCCAAGAGCGCGUCGAAGGAGCAGCGCUCAUCCGAGCUCAGCUUCUCAAGCCUGAGUCAAAGUAAACGGCGGCCUGUGCUGGACAAUGAAGGCCAUGUUACCAAAAAACGGAAAAGCAGUUUUUCGGAGAGCUCGCAAAAGCAGCAAGCGUGUCCUGCCCUGCUGCAGCAGCAGCACCAUCAUUCGGAUAAAAAGGUUUUGAAAGACAAGCCGCAGAUCCGGCAUAAUCGAUUACAAAACAGUGAACUUUCAGAGAAGAAAAAGCUGCAAGCAUUACCGCCCUUCCAGAAUGUGUUGGACCCCAAUGACUCUGAUAUGGAUGACAACACCUUCACAAGAUCAGAUUCAGAUCAGCCAAGUCCGGCCAGUUCCAGCUCCAGUUCCAGCUCCGGCUUUGGACGUGGACACAAACGCCAAGUGUUGGGCCCUUUGCGCUCAGUGAUCCCAGAUUUGCACUCGGAUGAAAACGAAGAGGAUUCAGAAGAGGACGAUGAUAAUGACAUGGACUCGGACUUAGAGCGACCAGUGCACACUCAAAUGACACAUCGGCACCGCAGGGUGAGUUUAAGUGACGGCAGUGAGAGUGAAAACAGCUCUGGCUCGUCACCGCUACCCCAUAAUGAUCCUCCGCCGUUGCUGAAAAACAGCAGUAACCAGAUUGAAGUGAAGGGUCCUAUAAAACAGGCGAAGAUGGACAAAAAUAAAAACAUUGACUGUGACAAGGCGUACUUGGAUGAGCUGGUGGAGCUUCACAGAAGACUAAUGGCACUGAGGGAAAGGCACAUAUUACAGCAGAUUGUAAACCUCAUUGAAGAAACGGGACACUUUCACAUCACAAACACAACCUUUGACUUUGACCUUUGCUCUCUGGACAAAACCACAGUUCGGAAGCUGCAAAGCUACCUGGAGACUACCGGAUCGUCUUGAAAACUCGUGCAGCUGGCUGCCACCAGGAGGGAAAUCACCUCCUUUUUGCCCUUCUUUAGUUUUUUUGUUCCUCCUAAAGAGAAACUCAUAAGGCAAUGGAAAGGAUCCGCUUUCAUUCCAGAGCUCCUCUCAUCUCUUGAAUCGCCUCAGAAGUUGACAACAUUUAUUCCAGGAGUCUGGAGAGUUUCACCUAAAAAGCCUUGAUAAUCCGACAUUGCCAAAAAAAUACUCCAAAACAACAUACAUUUGUGUAUAUUGUUACUUGCGUAUGAAUGUUUGAUAGGUUCUUUUGCGAUGAAUGAAUGCAUGUUUCAACACUGCCUUACCACACUGUCUAUUUAUUGAGUAUGAGUUUCAAGUGUGUGUGUGUGUAAGUGCAAAUGAUAAUUAAACUUGUGCAAGCACUUGGGAACAUCCUCAUCUCAUUGACAAUGGAACAUGAUUUUCUUUCACGGUUUUUAUUGACCAUAAGCAACGUUUUUCAUGUUGUGCAUUAACGGUUUUAGAUUUUGCUGGCUGGAAGAAUACUUUUAGCUCUACAAUGAAAACUGCUACAUACUACUAAACAAUACAAUGUUGCCCUUUUAAAGAGGUAGUUUUAAUUCUGCGAUCAUUUACUCACCCUCCACUUGUUCUGAGCCUGUUUGAGAUCUGUUGAACACUAAAGAAUGUUGGGAAUAAAAGAGUCAUUGACUUUCAUAGUAUUUUUUGUUCUUUUUAUAGAUGUAAAUAGCUGUUUUUCCCAACAUACUUCAAAAUAUCUUGAUUUGUGUUCAACAGAAAAAAAAAUCUAUAAUGGUUUAGAACCACUUGAGAGUGGGGAAAUUGGUAUUUUUGGGUUUACUUGCCCUGUUAUUUUGGAUCAAAAUGGAAAAUGUUGUUCUGUACUCACCCCUUUAGCAUUCCAAAUCCAAAUGAAGAUGUUUUAUAGAAAGCUGAGAGAUUGCUGAACCUCCAUUAAAAGUUUAUUCACCCAAAACCUAAAAAAAAUCAAAAGAGAUCCUAAAAAUUCCAUGUUAAGUUGUUUUAACCCAGUGGUCUCAAACUCAGUUCCUGGAGGGCUGCAACUCUGAAAACUUUAGCUCCAACCAUCUCCAACUUCCCCCUGCUUAAGAGUCUUUCGUAGUCUUGAAUACCUUUAUUAUUUGGAUCAGCUGUGUUUGAUUAGUGUUGGAGCUGCGACCCUCCAGGAAUCCAGUUUAAGACCUACAGUAUGGUCUAACCAAAGUCUUCUGAAGAGAUUUUGUUCACAUAAUAACAUUGAUCAGCAAAAAGGAGCUCAAAAACACACUCUUGAUGAAUGAGAAUAAAUCUCAUUGGUUCUUGUGGAAUAAUAAACCUGUCACAGGAACUCAAGAUUGAAGUUUUCAAUGAUCAAGUAAGCAUGCAUAAGCUUCUGUUAGCAAAUACAAAUGCUGUAAACAUGACAAUCACUGUUGAUCUGUAGUUUAAAAGCAUCUUGGAUUAAACCACUCAGUUCAUAUGGGUUUUUGUUUGCUCUCUUAAAGGAACACUCCACUUUUUCUGGAAAUAGUGUCAUUUUCAAGUCACCUACAGUUAAACAUUUGAGUUUUGAAUUCAUUUAGCCUAUCUGUGGGACUGUCGUAAGCACUUUUAGCUUAGCAUAAACCACUGAAUUGGAUUAAUUUGAUCAAAUUAAUUAAACCCUUUUUUAUUUCGAGUGAGAUGCUAAUGGUCUAAUCCAACUCAAUGAUUUAUGCUAAGCUAAGCUAACAAUGCUCCUCCCAGAUCUAGAGAUCGGCUGAAUAAGUUUAACACUCGUAAAUCUCAACUGUUUAACUGUGGGGAGUUGUAAAAUAAGCCUAUUUCCAAAAUAAGUGGAGUGUUCCUUUUAAAAGUCUUUUGAAGCAUCACAUUUACAAUGGAGAGUUCGAAAUCUGUCCGAUUCUAUUACAAAUAUCUUUCUUUCUUUCUUUUUUUUAAAGAGGAGAGUGAAAUGGGUUUGUAAUCCUAUGGGUGAGUGUGAAUUGACAGAAAUAUAAUUUUGGGGUGAACAUACUAAUAAAUAAUAAUACUAA